Molecule: messenger RNA, 453 nt
Organism: Lycium ferocissimum
Lineage: Eukaryota; Viridiplantae; Streptophyta; Magnoliopsida; Solanales; Solanaceae
Exons: 2
Coding region: 1-453 (150 amino acids)
Source: RefSeq, a predicted model, not a curated record
AUGGCUCUUUAUGAAGCCUUGUAUGGGAGACGUUGUAGAUUGCCCGAUCUUGUGCAUGAUGCCUUAGAGAAGGUAACCUUGAUACAAGAGCGGCUGAAGACCGCUCAGAGCCAACAAAAAUGUUACACUGAUGUACGACGACGUGACUUGGAGUUCAAAGAGGGUGAUCAAAAGAUGGGUGAAGUAGCCUACGAGCUAGGGUUACCUGCAUCGAUGAAUGCGAUUCAUCCUGUUUUUCAUGUAUCAAUGCUACGUGGGUACAAGCCCGACCCUGCUCACAUCAUCUCUCCGGAAGUAGUAGAAAUAAAUGAUGGCUUGACUUAUGAGGAACAACCAGUUGAGAUUGUUGAUAGAAAAGUCCGUAAAUUGAGAACCAAAGAUAUAGCUUCGGUUAAAGUUUUAUGGCGUAAUCAUGAUGUCACCUGGGAGGCCGAGGAAGAUAUGAAAAUUUGA